UGAUCAACAAACAGUAAACAAAUCUACAAAUGUAGUAAUUUGUAAGAAGAAUGAAGGAUUGUUUUAAGGAAACUCUACUGUAACAAAUGGAAGCAUUCGUGGGAAGGACCGAAGGAAGCGUUGACAAAUGAGCAAGAAUUGUUCACAAAUUACUUUAACAUAUUUUGAAAGAGAAGCUUAGAAACCUUGGUAAACAAUAUUAUAACUAUAAAUUUUACGUUAUGAGCUUCGCUAAAGCACUGCCUUCUGCAGUGCGUCAGCAGAUCAGCGAGGGGAAACUGCCCCGUGCAACAUACGGUUGGUGUGUUGGUCAUUUGCAAGCAAAUAUUUCGAUUGUGCCAUCGACAGUGGCUGAUGAUUUUGAAAGAUUUUGUAACCUCAAUUCGAGUGCUUGCCCUCUCCUGUAUCGGAGCAAACCAGGCGAAGUUACUGCUCCAACUUUGGCUAAGAAUUCAGACAUAAGAACACAACUUGGAAAGUACUGGCAUAUUAAAGGUGGCAAAUUUUACAAAGAAUUGACAGAAAUCAAAUCAUCACAUGAUUGGAAGGACAUGGUGACAUUUUAUUUAGGCUGUAGCUUUGGUAUGGAGGAUGCUUUGGAUAAAGCUAACGUCAAGUUACCAUUGACAAACAAAAAUGUAUCAAUGUAUAUUUCAAACAUACCAUGUAAUCCAUCCGGUCCAUUUUCAACAAACAUGGUGGUGUCGAUGAGAUCAGUUCCAAAAGAGCUCUUGCAGGCCUUGUUUGAGGCAACAUAUGUUUUAGAUUCUUCUCAUGGGGCACCUGUGCACAUUGGUUCUCCGACAGACAUAGGGAUCAAUGAUCUGCAAAAGAUAGACCUUGGCGACCUGACUGCCAUAGCAGAGAAUGAGGUACCAGUGUUCUUUGCUUGUGGUUUUACAGGAAGUAAAGCAAUUGAGUCUGCAGGUUUACCAGAAUGUUUUUGCCAUGCACCCGGUCACAUGUUUAUCUGUGACGAAACCACGGCCUCGUUCCAGGAAUCGCAUCCAUCGCCUUACAAGGAACACGCGCCUUGCGUUGUUGAGAUUUCCGAGAACCGUGAAAAGUUCUCCGUCCUCUCCCAAAUCGCCAAAAACAAGAUAACCGAAUUGGAACAAUUGCUGCUGUACGAUAUUGGAAAACGAGGAAUCGAAGAUAUAAACGUGAAAGGGGAUCUUUUGAAAAGCUUGCUGAGCUUAUAUCAGUCGUCUUCGGUGGGCAUUACAUUUGGUUUUCCCGUUUUCGGUGACGAGGCAGUAGCGGAAGAGACGGACGGCUUGCCAGGCGCGAUUGAUAUUGCCAAAGCCCUGAGUGCUCUGGGCAAAAAGGUUAGUUUUAUAAUCGAUAAACGCAACGAAGCUCUACUUUGUAAAAUCAUCCAGAAGUGUUUGCAGUUGAAGAUUUUGAAGAAAGAUGUCCCUUUUGUUGUCUAUGAACGCGAAAAUGAUCGGAAAACCGCAGCUCUGCAGUUUUUGUACCCAAAUGGAAGGGCGAAGGAACCUCGUUUCGAUCAUAUCGUGUCAAUCGAGCGCACGGGACCAAGUAACGAUGGUACUUACCGCAGUAUGAAAGCGAAGGUUCUGAAAGAAGAUUUAAUCGCUCCCGUGGAGGAUCUAUUCUUACUAGCGGGAGAGGACGACUGUAUUUCAACGAGCAGUAUUGGCGAUGGAGGUAAUGAACUGGGGAUGGGAAAAGUCCAAAAGCAGGUGGAAGAUCACGUGCCUCAUGGGAAACAAAUUGCCUGCGUGGUGCCGUCAGAUUUCCUCAUCACAGCAGGGGUGUCGAACUGGGGUGGUUAUGCCAUUGCUGUCGGAUUGUACGUGUUGUCCACGUGCCCGAUUCAUGUUAGGUACGUGCGACGGGGGCUCGCGAAUGUCGGCGAAGAUGACAAAGGAAAGGAUGAUUUUUUGAACACCGUGGAGCAGGAAGCUGAAAUUUUGAAAAUGUUAGCGGCCGAAGGAGUUCGCGAUGGUAUAACAGAAAAGGCUGAGCAGUCUGUUGAUGGUUUUCAAUUUUAUCCUCACCAUGCUGAGCAAAUCGAAAAAUUUUUGAAGUCUUUGUAAUGGAUAUCGGCAUUGAGGCAUUUGAUCCCAAAAAACAUAAUUUGAACAUUUUUCUCUGUCUGGCAAUGUAAACAUACCUAUACAUUAGAAAUAAAUAUAUUGUAGUAAAGUGUUGACCAAUGAUUUGGUUAACGAGCCGAAAACGUUGAAUAAAUUAACGUAGUCUACGAGUACCAACAAACAUAUAUAAUUUAGUUCCAAGUCUUAUAGACUCUAAGUACAAACAAUUGGUAUUAAAUUGAUGAUGAUUAAUAUCUUCACAAAACAAGAUUAUGAUCCUGACAACAUAUUAUAUGAAUUGAAUUUUCUUAACUUCAUGUGACAUGUAAUGGACGACUUGCGGUUUAGGCUAAUUUCUUACCCCGGCGACAAAAAGGACAUCUUUGA
Dendronephthya gigantea is the source of this 2450-nucleotide messenger RNA. RefSeq names its product D-glutamate cyclase, mitochondrial-like. The coding region runs from base 222 to 2063 and encodes 613 amino acids. NCBI's taxonomy places the organism in Eukaryota, Metazoa, Cnidaria, Anthozoa, Malacalcyonacea, Nephtheidae. Gene Ontology annotation, biological process: glutamate metabolic process. The transcript has 5 exons. Gene Ontology annotation, molecular function: D-glutamate cyclase activity. The record is from RefSeq and is a predicted model, not a curated record.